Molecule: messenger RNA, 4036 nt
Organism: Catharus ustulatus (Swainson's thrush)
Lineage: Eukaryota; Metazoa; Chordata; Aves; Passeriformes; Turdidae
Product: biliverdin reductase A-like
Exons: 7
Coding region: 225-1118 (297 amino acids)
Biological process (GO): heme catabolic process
Cellular component (GO): cytoplasm
Molecular function (GO): nucleotide binding; biliverdin reductase [NAD(P)H] activity; zinc ion binding
Source: RefSeq, a predicted model, not a curated record
UUUGCUCCCAGUCUCAGCGCUGCACCAGCUGCCCCCGGCUUCGGCCCGCCCCUGCAGCGCCGUAUUGGAUUCCCGGCCCAGGGGGUGUUGCCGCCACGCCAGGACGGGGCGUGCGGGCGGUGAAAUGCCGGAGCUGCGGAGCGUUGUAUAAGGAGGAGCUGCGGGGAGCGGAAGAUCAUUGAACAGGACGCGUUUCUCUUCUGGCAGUUGAAGAGAUUAGCAAAAUGUUUGGGACGGUGGUAGUUGGAGUUGGAAUUGCUGGCUUAGCACGAAUCCGAGACUUGAUGAAUCCGAUGCCUUCCAGUCCUUCUGAGAACCUGAAACUCUUUGGAUUUGUAUCCAGGAGAAGUUUUGGCAAUAUUAAUGAGGCUAAGCAGAUUAGCCUGGAAGAUGCUCUGAGCAACAAAGACAUCCAUGCAGCCUUCAUCAGCACAGAGAACAGAAACCAUGAAGAAACCAUCAGAAUGUUCUUAGAAGCGGGAAAACAUGUCCUUGUUGAGUACCCCAUGACUUUGUCUGCUAAGGCAGCCCAUGAGCUCUGGGAGAUGGCUGACCAGAAAGGUAAAGUACUCCAUGUUGAGCACAUUGAACUUCUUACUGAAGAGUACAAGCAGCUGAAAAAAGAGGUGGCUGGGAAAGACCUGGUGAAGGGGACAUUGCAUUUCACAGCAGGUAGUGUUCUCGAUGAAAACAAAUCAGGAUUCCCAGCUUUCAGUGGAAUUGCCCGUCUGACGUGGCUGAUUGACCUCUUCGGUGACCUCACUGUUACCUCUGCCACCAGAGAGAAACAGAAGGAUAAGAAUUAUUCCAGAAUGACUGUUCACUUUCAGACCGCAAACAAGAAACCCUUGACUUGGAUUGAAGAAAGGGGACCAGGGAUGAGACGUGAAAAAAAAAUCAACUUCUGUUUCACAAGUGGUUGCCUGGAAAGCUUCCCUGAAACCCCAAGGUCUUCUGUGGGCCUUUUCAUGCAGGAUCAGAACCUCUUUGCCAAGAAACUGCUGGGCCAAGUCUCCAAGGAGGAGCUGGCUGCUGAGAAAUGGCGAAUUUUGCGGUGUCUUGACCUUGCCGAGGUGAUCCAACAGUACUGUGAAGAACCAGAGAAAAUCUAUUCCUGAGACUGCUCUUAGGGAAGGAAGAACACGGCAGAGGGAAAAGCUGUAGAGCUGGAACUCACUGUUGCCAUCAAGCAGUUGCUAUUUCUGUUUCAUUACCUUCUUUUUGACUGCUUGUGAUUUCUGGGCUCUUCAGGUGUUAUGGAAGAGUCUGUGCCUUCUGGUUUGCCCCAGACCAAAGCAAUUCCCCUGCUCUGAUGCAUCCCCGUCCUUUCAGGUAGUUAGGAACCUAGCAACAGCAAGUUUUCCUGUGAUUCGGCUGGGAAUAUCCCUGAGAAUAGAUCCUGCAGGACUGUAAAUACUAUAUAUAUAUACUCUGUCGCAGGGUCUGUUCCCCCAUUCCAGAUAUGACUAGAAAUGAAUGUGUCUCGAUAGUAUUCGUGUACUGUUUUCUAGAAUGAAGUUCCAGUUCCAUUUUCCACCUCCUUACUUGAAAUGCAGAACUUGUGUCACCACAGUCCUGACCUUUCCUUCCAAUUGCUUUCAAUUGUUCUGUGUGCUUGCUCUAAGUAGUUUUGCCUGUUAGGUAUGAGCAGGGGGUGUGGUUUUUGAGUUUUUGUCGGGUUUUCAUCCUGGAGGUCAACUACCAUCAAAUUAAACUUAUAUUGGUAUCAAACCAUAAUAGAAAAAUAAUCUUGUCUCUUGAUAGAGAGAUGUUGAUUUCAUUCAGUUUCUCUGGUGCCCUGUGCCAGUGUAGAAAUCUUUCCCCAACAGGGAUUAUAACCAUGCAUUGAACAAAUAACAUUGCCUGCCUGCUCUCUACUGAACCAAAAUAUUUUUGAUUUUGUACUGGAAGUGGCAUAUUAUUCUCCAUUUGUGUUCUAAUUUAGCAUGGGAGUGGAUCAUAGCAAAAAAUAAUAAAUAUCUUGAAUUUAAGAAAAGAAAAUCACUAAUGCACUCCUAGAAACAGAAUUUCAUUAGGAAUAGUGAUAAAUUUAGAUUAGUAUUGUAGAAAAUAGAGCAAUUUGAAAAUAUAUCCGUGUGCUUAUGUUGUGGUUCAGCUGGCAACUAAGCACCAGACAGCUACUUGCUUAUUGUACCUCAGUGGGAUGGGGAAGAGAAUGAAAGGUGAGGGGGAAAAAGGUGGGUUGAGAUAAUGACAAUUUAACAGAUAAAGCAAAAACUGCACGUGCAUGCAAAGCAAAGCAGGGAAUUCAUUCACUGCUUCCCAUGAGCAGGCAGGUGUUCAGCCACUCCCAGGAAAUCAAGGCUACAUCACACACAACAGCUACUUGGGAAAGCAAGCACCAUCACUCUGAAUGUUCCCCCCCUCCAUUCUCCUUCCCCAGCUUUAUAUGCAAUAUAGUGUGGCAUAUUGCUUUGUGGUCAGCUGCCCUGGCUGCGUCCGCUCCCAAAUUCUUGUGCACUCCCAACCUACUUGCUGGUGGUAUGGGGUGAGGAGCGGGAAAGGCCUUGAGGCUGUGCAAACAGCGCUUAGCAACAGCUGAAACAUCCCUGUGUUAUCAACACUGUUUUCAGCAAAAUCCAAAACACAGCCCCAUAAUAGCUACUCUGAGUCAAAUUAACUGCAGCCAAGCUAAAACCAGCCCAGGUUAUAGCAUAUGACACCCGUGGGAAUGGGUCUUUAGCAUUUUUACUGUAGUCACAGGAUCACAUAUGAAAACAUUAUCACUUCCCCUAAAGAAGCAUUUUAGUUUCAGAAGCCUAAGUACUGCACAAUGCUAUUAACAAUUCCUCUGGUUGCCUUUUACUUUCUAAUUACAGCAUCUGUUGAUGCUAUAAUAAUAUAGAAGCAAACUUCAGUCUGUGCAAUUUUUCUUUCAAAUCCAAAUAAACUUUUUAUUUUUUCUAUUUUAUCAUUUGGGCAACUUUUUAAUAAGGGAGCCUAUAUAUUGUGAACGUAUACAUAAUUGCAGCCAGUCACUAUUGACAGUUAAAAGUUUUCUUUUGAGUAAAUGUUCAUUCAGGAGUUGGAUACAAUUCAGUCUGCUGGAAACAAGAAAGAGAAGUCUGUGCAAUUUUCUCCUAAAUAGGUCUGAUUUUUGCAAUGACUGGAGCUUCAUGUGUAAAUGAAUUCUGCAUGUGGCAUUUCUUUAAAUCUACUCUAUCUCUUAAAAUCGUGAAAAUUCUGUUGCCUUCAGUGCAUUGCUGUGUGAGUUGGCAGCAGAUUUGUUCAGGCAGAUCCUGUGCUUGUCCACCCAAGUGGGUACCUUACUGAGUGUUCACAGGGACUUUUGUGCCACUGUGGUGGACAUGACAUGGACAGAUCUGAUGUUCUAUGAGGGGGAAAAGUGGAUUUUUGGCAAAACACAAAACAGUCCAUCUGUGGCUAGAAUGAAUUAGAAUCCUCUGUGUGUCUGCUAGGUAUGACAACCAGUGAAAGGUCCUGUUCCUUGACAAACUCCUGAUCUGUGAAUAUGGGAUGAAUGCUACUUGUUUACAUGCUAACUCAUAAUGGGUAGCUGGGGAGGGAGGGGAAAGCGAAAGGAGAUUCACACAUCUCUAGGCAUCAGAAUUAGUCAGCACGUCUCCCUGAGCAUGCUCUGCAAUUGCUGGUGAGAGCAGUAUUUCCCUACGAAACAGGGAAUAAAUUCAUGGGAGUUCUGUUAGAGCAGCAGUGUAAUAUUGUGCAGUGAAUUGUCCUCUGGAAAAGCUUGUUUCUAUAGAGAGCACCUGGGGAAAUUAGCUGAUUAAUUUGAGCUAGGGAAGGCAGAUGCCUAGAGCUUGGAUAUCCCACUCUCUCCUUCAUUCCCCUCCUGUUCCUUCCAGCUAACCUGCUUACCUACUACUGUCUCCUACUCCUGGGAGCCUGCAUCAUUUAAAUGGCUUUUCCUUCUGCCUUGUGAGAUUGCCAAGGUAUUGUGAUCGUUUGUAUAUGGGAGCUACUGGAUGUCCAGUUCCAAAUGUAUGUAUUGUUUAACCAGGUGUGAAACUCACCAAUAAAAUAUUGGAAUUCUCAA